Messenger RNA from Protopolystoma xenopodis, 384 nucleotides. The record is from the annotation of a GenBank genome assembly. Lineage: Eukaryota; Metazoa; Platyhelminthes; Monogenea; Polystomatidea; Polystomatidae.
AUGGCAUCGGCUUCUCAACUUGAUGGAGUUGCACAACUUAACGUUGCUAAGACUGCGGCGACUGCUAAAAUAGAAGAAGCCAGAGCAAGAAGAGCCAAGAGGCUGAAAGAAGCUAAGGAUGAGGCUAGGGUUGAGGUUGAUACCUAUAAAGAAGAGCGAGAGCGACAGCUUAAGAAAGCAGAAGAAUUGGUUAGAUUUGUUUUUGUUUAUUUUUCAAAGGCUGACAUUGCGCUAAAAUCAGUUGGUGAAAGCUGGUUUUCGACUGACGUUGAUAAAGUUGAAAAACUUUUUAACACGAAUAAAGAGUCUGCAUUGACGCUUUUAUUGCAUAAAGUUCUCAAUGUUGAACCAAAAAUUCACCAAAAUUUAGUCAAUAGUGCUUGA